This is a messenger RNA of Sordaria macrospora k-hell, 1095 nucleotides long. RefSeq lists its product as uncharacterized. Lineage: Eukaryota; Fungi; Ascomycota; Sordariomycetes; Sordariales; Sordariaceae. The record is from RefSeq and is a predicted model, not a curated record.
AUGGGCAGCAGUUCUUCGGAUCGCAGACCAAUCUUCGUGGCAACCCAUCCUCGGGCUUGCUCUACGGCCUUCGAACGGGUAUUCAUGACCCGCCCAGACGCCCUGACUUGCGUCCACGAACCCUUCGGCGAUGCUUUCUACUACGGCCCCGAACGCAUGAGCACGCGUUAUGAGUAUGACGAGGCCGCAAGAAAGAAGAGUGGGUAUUCAGAGGUCAAGUACGGCGAUGUCAUGGGCAGGAUUUUGAAGGAGAUGUUUGAGAGCGACACAACCCGCGUCUUCAUCAAAGACAUGGCCUAUUACAUCGUGCCUCCCAACGGCGACCGUCCCUUGACCCCGGCGCGUUCGCUCGAUCGCCACCCCAACCUGGCAGGGGUCAACAACCCAACUAUUAUUCCCACCUCCCUUCUUCAGCUAUUCCACUGGACAUUCUUGAUCCGCCACCCACGAAAGGCCAUCCCGAGCUACUACCGCUGCACCAUCCCACCGCUGAGCAAGAAGACGGGGUUCAACGAGUUCAUGCCCAGUGAGGCCGGCUAUCUAGAACUUCGCAGGCUCUUCGAAUUCUUGCACGCUCAAGGAAUCAUUGUCGACAACGAAGCCGAGAACGAGGAGGAGCGCAAGGAAAAGAUCAAUACGUACCAGCAGAUGAAGCAAAUAAGUAUCGACACAUGGCAGGAGAAUAACGAGACUGCGCUCAGCAAGCAGCUGGAAGACACAGCAGGUCCUGUGAAUAUCACAGUCAUUGAUGCGGAUGACCUGCUUGACGACCCGGAGGGUACGUUGAGGGCCUACUGCGAGGCCAUCGGCCUGGGCUUUGACCCCAAGAUGCUCAAAUGGGAUGACGAGGAGAGCCAGAAGACGGCGAAGGAGGCGUUUGAGAAGUGGAACGGGUUUCAUGACGAUGCGAUCGGGAGUACCGAGUUGAAGCCGCGGGAGCACAAGGCUAAGACGCCGACCAAAGAGGAAGAGGACAAGGAAUGGAGGGAGAAGUACGGAGAGGAGGGACAGAAGAUAAUCAGAGAAACGGUGGACAAGAAUGUGGCCGAUUAUGAAUAUCUCAAACGGUUCGCUUUGAAGCCGAAGUCGGGGUAG